AUGUUGUGCGCAAGCCGGGUCUACGAAAAGCGCCUGAUUGAAGCAUAUAUCAGCGAAAAUGGCACCGAACCCGAGACCGGAGACGCUCUCUCUAUUGAAGACCUCAUCGAGCUCAAAACCGAUCCCACAGUAUACCCUCGGCCUCCGCAAAUGACGUCCAUCCCAGCGAUGCUGUCUUUGUUCCAAAACGAGUGGGACGCUUUGGCGUUGCAGACAUUCACCCUCCAAAAAGAACUGGAACAGUCGCGGAAAGAACUGAGCGUGGCUUUGUAUCAUCAGGAUGCGGCUGUACGCAUGAUUGCUCAACUGACUAAAGAGCGGGAUGAAGCACGACAGGCUUUGGCCAAAGUCAGUGUCAAUGCUGUCCCUUCUAACGCGGCAGAUGGCGAUGCUAUGCAGGUGGACAGUGCCCCUCUACCAGCACCCAUCGUGGAGAAGAUCGAUUCCACAAAAGAAAGUUUGUCGAGGACAAGACGAAAGCGACCUGUUCCAGAAGAUUGGGCCUCCUCCGACGAGAUUUUGAGCUACGUUCCCACGUCGACCUCGGAGACACCAUAUUCUGGUGGAACAGUGCUUAGUGUACACAAGGCAGGGAACCUCGUUCUUGUGGCUGGAAAUGGCAGCACUGCGGGAGUUUUGUCGCUGUCAGAGGACAGAAUAGUCCAGUCCUUGGACGGCGGCAAGGGUUCGGUGAACAGCGGACUCUGGGCAGAAGAUAAAGCCAUCAUUGCAUUGUCCACCGGUCAAGUGAAGGGUUUCCUGGCCAGCAAGGAGAUCUUCUCGUUCUCUGCCCACGCUGGCAGUGCCACUGCCGUCGCACUGCAUCCUAGUGGCAGCAUUCUCGCAUCCGUGGGUGAGGACAAGAGUUACAUCCUUUACGAUCUCGAUUCGAAGACUCCGACGCAGCUCACUCAAGUCCAAACAAACUCAGGUCUCAACUGUGUGCAAUUUCACCCUGAUGGUCAUUUGCUGGCUGCUGGUGGCUCAGAUGGACAGAUCAAGAUUUUUGAUGUCAAGUCUGGCUCGCAAGCAGCUGCAUUCGAACUCUCUGGCACAGUGAAAUGCAUCUACUUUUCCGAAAAUGGCACCUGGCUUGCGGCCGUGGCUCAGGGGUCAUCGGCAAUAUCCAUCUGGGAUUUGAGGAAAGGUGCAGAGAUCAAGACCAUCGAAACUAGCAGCCAAAUCAACUCAAUUAGCUGGGAUUACACGGGACAAUACUUGGCUGCGGCAGGAGCAGACGGAGUGACAGUCGAACAAUACUCCAAAGCCACAAAGGAGUGGUCGCAGAUCCUGAAGAAGGGAGUUUCGGCAAAGAGUAUCGCCUGGGGUCAGGGCGCCCACAGCCUUCUCACCCUCGAUGAUGGAGGAGCCCUUACGAGCCUGUGUGCGGCUGUGUAA
Messenger RNA from Capronia epimyces CBS 606.96, 1398 nucleotides. RefSeq names its product pre-mRNA-processing factor 19. The transcript has 4 exons. Gene Ontology annotation, molecular function: structural molecule activity; ubiquitin protein ligase activity; protein binding. Lineage: Eukaryota; Fungi; Ascomycota; Eurotiomycetes; Chaetothyriales; Herpotrichiellaceae. Gene Ontology annotation, cellular component: U2-type catalytic step 1 spliceosome; cytoplasm; membrane coat. The record is from RefSeq and is a predicted model, not a curated record. The coding region runs from base 1 to 1398 and encodes 465 amino acids. Gene Ontology annotation, biological process: DNA repair; mRNA splicing, via spliceosome; vesicle-mediated transport.